Messenger RNA from Adineta ricciae, 1485 nucleotides. The record is from the annotation of a GenBank genome assembly. Lineage: Eukaryota; Metazoa; Rotifera; Eurotatoria; Adinetida; Adinetidae.
AUGUCUAUAUCAUCUUUGAAUAUCACAAUCGAUGAUUUGGUGAUCGAUCCCGAAGUGUUGUCCGAAUCGAUUCGAAAAUCGUUCACACGAAAUCCGUUUGAUUAUUAUGUUAAUGGUAUCUGCGGAUUAAUUGUGUGUCUUGCCGGUGUUGUCAGUAAUGCACUUAACUUUUCCGUUCUUAUUCGUCGAACUAUGCGUCUUUCGACUUAUGUUUACUUAGCCGGUUUAUGUUUAAGUGAUUUUACUACGUGUCUUUUCCUUCUACCAGGUUGUAUACUCAAUUCCUAUCCACUCCAAGUACCAGAUUAUGAAUUACCACGGACGUAUAUUUACACUCGAAUAUUAAUCAUUUCAGGUGCAAUUAGUACGACAGCUCGUGUUCUUAGUGUCUGGCUUUGUGCGGCAUUUACCAUUGAUCGAUGGAUAAUGAUAUGUCGGCCAUUUGUCGGUCCGCUCUAUUGCACAAUGAAAAAUGCGCGGUGUGUCACUGCAAUUAUCUAUCUGAUUGGGAUACUCUACGCUGUUCCGAUGAUGUUUGAACACGAACCACGUGAGGACCAGACGUUAACGGAAAUCCUUUUUCCGAAUAGUGAAAAGCGAAUUUAUCGGUAUACAUUGAGUGAUUUUGGCAAAAAUUCAGUUUUCCGUUGGACUUACGUGGUCAUCAAUGCUCUUGGCGUGUAUGUUAUCCCAUUAACUACUAUUAUCAUUCUCAACCGAAAACUAUUCAUAUCGAUUCGAUUGUUGGAACGACGUUCCGAAGAGUACAACGCGCCAUUACCUACCAAGCAAGGUGUAACUGUGAUGUUAUUAGCAACAACAGUUUUGCUUAUUGUUUUUCGUUUGCCAUCAGCUAUUAUAUCUGUCAUGUGGCUCAUUAGUGCGAAGAUAUUUAUCAAUGAGAAGCCUCCGUUUCUCCUACGAAAGUUUCAUUCCAUUGCCAAUUUAUGUGCAACAUUAAAUGCUGCUACGACAUUCAUUAUGUUCAUUAUCUACGGAACAAAAUUUCGUUCAGAGUUCACGAGUAUCUACUGCUGUUGUGUCAAGAAGACCAACCCGGAAAAGAAUCUGAACGGAAAUACCAUCGAUCCAAAUAUAAAAGAUAUUCUUCCUAAUGAUAAUGACGUCAACGAACAAGAUCUCAACAAUCAGAUCAAUCCUUUGCCAAUCGGCCGGUUGAAUCAAAACAGUCGUCAGACGAAUGCUCGGCACAGUAGCAGUGCCACAGUGUCCACAACUACGGCAUCCAUUGCAUCAUUAUCCUCUUUACGUCGUUUAAGAAAACAACGACGCAAUCCACGUUAUUCUCUCGAUCGCGAGCACGAGCUAAUCACUCAACAUCAUCUGCACUACAAUAACACGAAUAAAAGUCUUCAACCACACUACGAACUCACAAUCCGUGAAGAUGAAUGCAUUCAUCCGAGCAAUGAGAUUGAAACCGUAUCUUAUGUUCAUUGGUUUCGCAAUUUAAUCACCUGUCAUUAG